Doryrhamphus excisus (bluestripe pipefish) is the source of this 3946-nucleotide messenger RNA. It is a transcript of the gene chmp7, whose product is annotated as charged multivesicular body protein 7. Gene Ontology annotation, biological process: vesicle budding from membrane; late endosome to vacuole transport via multivesicular body sorting pathway. Gene Ontology annotation, cellular component: multivesicular body; cytoplasmic side of plasma membrane; ESCRT III complex. NCBI's taxonomy places the organism in Eukaryota, Metazoa, Chordata, Actinopteri, Syngnathiformes, Syngnathidae. The record is from RefSeq and is a predicted model, not a curated record.
UCCGCCUUCAUCGGCGCGUGCGAGACGGUGUUGCUUUACUACCACAAAACAACAACCCAUGUCAACCAACUGUCAUGGUAGUUUUUUGUCAGUUUACAUUCGAAUUACGUUGAAUUAAUUUAUUUUCAUGGGUAUUAUUGCAGCGGCCCGUGUUUGUGUUGUGUUAUUCCCCCCAGUUGAACUCUAGCUCGUUUUGAAUAUGGCUAGCUAUCCACGAACAACCGAUAGUUAGCUAGCUGAACCGACUGUCACAACACUGUGUACGUUAUUUUGAUCUCCCUUGGAUUUGAGACGCAGGCUCCCAACAUGUCGAGCUCCACCGAAGUCACCCUGCCACACGAAUGGAACGACGAUGAGCGGAUGAAUUUUCUCUUUUCGGACUUCAAAGAGAACCGCGAGGUGAACACGACGGACUGGGACAGUAAAAUGGACUUCUGGACGGGUCUGGUCCUACAAAGCUGUAGAGAACGCCGAUCCGUGUGUGUAAAUCUGCAGGAUCUUAACAAGACCUUCAGGAGGAAAGAAAGAUCACCCCUGGGCUUGGCAACUGUCAUUCAGUCCUUGUCUAGAUGUGGGAAGCUUCAGAGGGAGUCUGAGUUUGCUGCCAAUGUGGAUUGUGGCUGGUUGUCUUGGGGUGUUGGCCUUCUACUGGUGAAGCCUUUGAAAUGGACCUUCUCCUCUCUACUGGGAAGGAACCGAGUACCUCUGGAGGAGUCUUAUGUUGUCAUUGAACUGGUGAAGGAGAAAGCAGCUGAAGUCCUCAGGAUCUACCAGAGGAGUGAAUUUGCAGGGCGCUCCGUCCUGUCAUUUCAAGAGUUGUGUACGCUGACCUCCAGUGUGUGCGCUGAUGAAAGCACCCUGUGCAUGGCUCUCCUGCAGCUGCAGAGGGACAAACAAGUGAUGGUCUCCUUGCACGAGGGUGAAAAGAUUGUAAAGUUUUGCCAGCCAGGGCAAUGUCGUGUUGCCACGGUCAGUGACGUAGAGAUUGGCAUCUACCAGUUGCAGCGUAGUGAGAAGCUGCUGGAGGCAAGGCUGGAGAAACUGAGCUUGGAGGCUGAUAAGUCCAAAGAGGAAGCAAGAGUUCUGCUUCGAGAAGGGAAGAAAGUACAGGCAUUGAGGUGUUUGAGAGGGCGGAAAAGAGGAGAAAAGAGAGCAGAUGGGUUGUUCUGCCAGCUUGAGUCUAUCAGAGGAAUCCUGGACAGAAUAGCCCAGUCACAGACAGAUGAAAUGGUUUUACAAGCAUACCAAGCAGGAGUGACCAGCCUAAGGUUCUCUCUCAAGGACGUGACGGUCGAACGUGCUGAAAGCCUUGUUGAUCAAAUCCAGGAGUUAUGUGACAAACAAGAUGAUGUCAACCAAACUAUUAGUGGAGCAGUGACCAGUGCAGAUGACGAUAUAGAUGAGUUGGAGGAAGAACUGAAAUCGUUAUUGGAUGAAACCAAGCCGAAUCCUGAAGUUCCACCAGAGAACCUGCCAAACGUCCCAAGUGAUGGCCUACUGGAUUCGCUGCCCGACAUCCCUCACAGUGACCUGACUUUUAGCACUAAGCAUCUGGAGGAACAGCUGGAGCAACUCACUUUCUAAGAUUCAGGGUUCCAACACACGUGUUGCGCAUGGCAACCUGGGAUUUUUGCAUUUUCACCUCCAUGUAAGUUGUUAGUUACUUGCAGAAGUAUAAGAUGUUAGGAAGAAGACAGGUGUAAAAUUGUACAUGGAAACAGGGCACUUUACGUCCUUUAAUCUAAACACUAAAUGCCUUUGCUGUGAUUGCAUGCCAAAGAGGAUUUUUUUAAAUGAAUAACCUUUUCAUGAAGCAAUAUAGCAUUAUAUCUUCAUCUGAAGCCUCAAGUCAGAAAUCAAUAUUUAUGUAUACAAUAUUCUCUUUGGUAUGCCACCACUGGGAAUGAUUUUAAUUUUGUGGUGACAUAAUAGUCUGUCCUUGAAGUGUAUAGUUGUAUGUAAAUGUUAUGUGUUGGGUGUCAAGUGGUCAUUUACAGUAUAUGGAUGUACAUUUGCCAAAUGAAUCAUAUAUAAACCACACGCCCAAGAAAUCUAAAGAGAGUUUAAUUUUCUUUCCUGCAAAUAAAAUGUAUUUUAAUGAAAUGUAAUGUUAGGGGAUUAUUUGUGCUGAGCACUCACUGCCUGCUCAUUGUAGUUUUUGUUGUUUGUAGUUGUUGCAGUUUGUGCAUCCACUUAAGAUAAAUAGCAAUGACGGCAUACAAAAGUGAUCAACACACAGACAGUCAUGUGAUUUUGGUACAUUGAAAAAUCCUGUGGACUUGACAUUUAAGUCUAAAUCAAUGAUUUUUCUUUGAUACUUGUUUCAUACGGUGUGUAACAACAUGAAGGCUGGUUUAAAGUUUAUCAACCUAAUAAUGUAACAACCAAGCAUAUGCAUAGGUUUGACCACCAGGGGUCAUUAAUGUGCACCUUAGAGUUAAAAAAUAUAUUUUUACAUUUAUUUCACUAACACUAUUUUUAUCCUAUUACACCUAAAACGGCUUUCACUCUUCUGGGGGAAAAAAAUCUACAAGAUAUUGAUAUCGUAUUUUCAUGCAGUUCUGUUGCUUUACAUUGUGAAUUGUCAAAGUUGCUGGUUUGCGGCUCUGCUGAUCGUUUCGGUGUGAUUUGGGAAAGGCAUUCAUUCAUUUUCUACCACUUAUCCUCACGAGGGUCGCGGGAGGUGCUGGAGCCUAUCCCAGCUGUCUUUGGGCGAGAGGCGGGGUACACCCUGGACUGGUUGCCAGCCAAUCACAGGGCACAUAUAGACAAACAACCAUUCACACUCACAUUCAUACCUAUGGACAAUUAACCUAGCAUGUUUUUGGAAUGUGGGAUGAAAACUACCCGGAGAGAACAUGCAAACUCCUAGCUGUGAGGUCUGCACGCUAACCACUUGCCCCCCGUGCAGGGCAAAGGCAUUCAACUCAAUUUAAUUUAAUGAUAAAUUCAGGGUCAUGUGUGAGUUGGAGCCUAUCCCAGCUGACUUUGACUUGGUCACCGGUGAAUCACAGGACACAUGUCAUGGACACUCCUAUUCACCCUCACGGACAGUCGCAUACCUUUGGACUGUUUAGGUUUGAGGAAACCUAUACAAGCAUAGGGAGGUGCAGGCUUUAAGGGACACAUGCAAUCCAUACACUGAAUGACAUACGUUAUUACAGAAAGGGAGUAGGCAAACAAAAAAAGCAUUGCUUUAUUGUAUGGAUUAUUGAAGGACAAGUGUUAACGUGAAAAGCAGGAUAUAAAGUGACAAUAAUUACCAUCUGAGGUGUUGUAUUGGCUAAUAAAUUAAAAAAGCAAUCCCUUACAAAUGUAGUCUUUAUAAAGUACAAUUAUUAUCACAAAAUCUUAUUGGAGCAGUGCUUUUAAAAAUGCCCUUUUUUUUUAAAUCCCAAAUAACAUGGAGAUGGUUUUGCUGAAACUUCCAUCUAUGUUAUCUCCCUUCUUUCCCUCCAGAAAGACACCCUUGCAUGUACACACACUUAAGUGUGUUGAUGACCUCCAGCUUGCAUUGAAUUGAAGCAUAAAUACAUGUGCUGUUGCCAGUUCAGCAAAGAAAGCUAAAGGAUGUCUCUUUCAACUUGAUUAUGCAACUUACAGUACUGUCAUGUUAUUAAACUGCUAUUGCAAAGCGGGGCGGAUGAAAGACAUUCAGAAAGUAUUAGUUGGAAUGUCAUCCGAAAGCGGCUGCAGACGCGUCGUUACAGUCAGUUGAAAAGACGAUACGUAGAGAUAUUCUCCAUGACUACACUACACAGCGUGUGCGUGUUUGCACCUAGCAGGCACUGAUGCAGAUAUUUGGCUGAGGAUUUGUUGAAUGCGCCACACAGCACAGUAUAAUGUGUGUAUAAUACAACACUUAUAAGAAACAUUUGGCAUGCUUCGCAGUAGUCCUUUUUCAAAUGUGCCUGAAGAUGAAAUAAAUGAUGUCAUUUUCUUUUCA